CAACAGCUGGAAUUCGAGUCCUUGUCGAGUACCCGUGAAUUCAUGAAACUCCAUUCUUUGUCAAGUGCCUGUGAGUCAGUGAAACUCAAGUCUUCAUCGGCCCAUGAGUCAGCGGAACUCGAUUCUUCGUCAAGUACAUGUGAUUCAGGGAAAUUCUAGUCUUCGUCAACUCGUGAGCCAGUGGAACCUGAGUCUUUGUUGACUACCUGUGGGUUAGUGAAACUCGGGUUCUCGUCAACCCGUGAGUCAGUGGAACUCAAAAGUCUUCGUCAAGCACCUGCGACUUUGUGAAAUUCAAGUCUUCAUCAACCCGUGAGUCAGUGGAACUCGAGUCUUUGUUUAGCACCCAUGAGUCAGUGAAAUUUUGAGUCUUUGUUGAGUACCCAUGAAUUUGUGAAAAUCGAUUCUUCUUCAAGUACGUGUGAGUCGGAAAUUCUAGUCUUCGUCAACUCGUGAGUCAGUGGAACUUGAGUCUUUGUUGACUACACGUGGGUUAGUGAAACUCGGGGUCAACCGGGGAUUCAUGUCAAACUCAAGUCUUCGUCAAGCACCUGUGACUUUGUGAAGCACGAGUCUUCGUCAACCCGUGAGGCAGCGAAACUGGAGUCUUUAGCAAGCACUCGUGAAUCAGUGAAACUCAAUCAUCGCUGAGCACCUGUGAGUCAGUGAAACUCGAGUCGUCAUUGAGUAUCUGUGAGUGUGAAACUUGAGUCUUUGUCAAGCACACGUGACUUAGUGAAAGUUGAUCUUCACUGAGUAUCUGUGAGUUUGUGAAACUCAAGACUUCAGUGAAACAUGAGGCUUCGUCGAGUACCUGUGCGUCAAUGAAACUUGAGUCUUUGUUAACCUGUGAGUCAGUGAAACUCGAGUCUUUGUCAAGCAAUGCAAGGCAAGUUUAUUUAUAGAACACGAUUUGUGAUUCACUCGUGACCCAAGUUGUCAUUGAGCAUCUGUGAGUUUGUGUGAACUCUAGACUUCAUUGAACAUCUGUGAAUCAGUGAGUCUUUGUCAACUCGGGAGUCAGCGAAACUCGAGUCCUGGUCAACCCUUGAGUCAGUGAAACUCGAGUCUUUCUCGAGCAUCCGUGACUGAGUGAAACUUGAUAUUUGUCAAACACUUGUGAGUCAGUGAAACUUGAGUCUUUGUUGAUGAUCCGUGAGUCCGUGGAACUCGAGUCUUCUUUGAGCGACUGUGAGUCAGUGAAACUCAAGUCUUCAUCAACUUCUGAGUCAGUGAAACUCAAGUGUUUGUCGAGCAACUGCGAAUCAGUUAAUGAGAGUCUUUAUCAAAACGUGAGUCAGUGAAACUUUAGUCUUCGUCUAGUACCUGUUAGUCAGUGGAGCUCCUGGACUCAGCCAGUGAAUCGUUCGUUUUAUCGAGCGUGUGAUCUUGGGCGGGAAGGGGAAAGGUGAGUUGAUUUGAGGCAAGGUCCAGAUCUGAAAUCUGGGAAUCUUGCCAAAAAUCAUCUGAAAAGUGCCUUUUUCUGUCAUUUUUGGGUUGGGGGGGCCAGGUCCUGCAGAGUUAAAUGCUAGACACUUUAUAUUUUGCAUAGUAGUACCGGCGUUUGUGUGCUACCUCCGCUUACCAUCACUGGUGUUCCUGAGUACCACUAGGUGGCGCCUGCGCACUACAAGCGGUACUCCUUCCGUAGUUUGCGUGUGAAACGCCAUCUCCAGAAGGGGGCGGUACUGUGACGUGUUGUAGUGUUGUAUCUGAUUAGACCGUGUCGUUGAUGCUGUGGCCUUUGAGUCAUGUAUGGAAAAUGUUGCACUUUAUUCUUACCAAGCAAGUUAUUUGGAUUUGAAUGUAAAUCUAAGACUUCAGCUCUACAUUCUAUUCGUGAAUGAUCUGUGAGGCACUCCCACUUUAGUCACUUCAUAUGAUCAACUGUUCCAGUGUGUGUGUUUGUGCUGGCAGUAUUUAUAUCCCUCACAGCACAGGAAAGUGAUCUGAGCCCAUCUGCAAAUACCAUCCUGGGCAGCAUAGCCUUCCUAAUAUAACCCCCCCCCCCGCACACGGCUAAGGGGGGCCGCGGGCCUCAACAGGAGUCUCUGCAGUCUGGACUGUGUUUGCCUCACCUGCUUAAAUGGACGGCCCGAGGAAGGGAGGAGAUUCGGAGGAAGUGGAGAUUGACCUGGGGGGUUCCAGUGACCCUGAGGAGCUGGAUGACGGCGAGCAGACGCCAUGGAGGCCCCCCCCUGACCCGCAGGACGAAGAGGAAAACAUUCAUACGUCUUCUUUGGUGGAUAUCAGCGAUACCAAACCUCUGCUUGACGUCAGAGACCCUCGAGGGAUCAACGACUGCCUAAAGGUGACGUUUGAGGAUGUCAUCGCAGAGCCAGCGUCAGUGCGCAGCGGCGACCGAGUGUGGAUUUGGAGCCACGCCCUGUUCGAAGUGAGCAGAGUGUGGAUCUACAGGAUGGUCACGGUGCUCCUGGCCAUUCCCAUGUCUCUCCUCUCUGGGAUCCUCUUUGCCGUCCUCAGCUGCAUCCACAUCUGGAUGAUAGGCCCGUGCAUCCAGGGCAUUCUUAUCGGAACUCGCUGGCUGCGGAGCCUGUGGAACGUGGUGCUGGACGUCAUCGUGCGCCCCCUGCUGACCAGCGCAGGACGAUGCUGUGGGGGCUUCAGCGUUCAUCUGGCUGAGGAAUGACUUUUUUUGUGUGUGUUCAUUUGGCUUGUGAAGUGGACACGCCCACCCGUGGCGGACGAAGCCUUAUGCUUGAAUUACCAGGAUGUUCCUAAUGUUUACUGCUGCUUUGCUCCACGUGUGCUAUUGAUGACAGGACACGUCAUCAUUUUAAUGCUUCAUAAUUUCACAUGGAAACAUUUUGGCAAAAUUAUUUAAAAAAUAACAAUUAUUGAGGAGGAUUGUUUUUUUUAAUGCUUUGCUCCAGGGAAUGGGCCAAAUUAUUAGGGACACUUCUCAGCUGUUUGUGAAUAAAACUAUUUCUAUUGUCUCACAGGACUGUGUGUUAUACUGUAACAAAUAAUAUACUGUGACAAAAUAAUAGGAAACAGCAAUAAUAAUCACAUUUGUACAUGUCAGAUGCGUUAAAGCCGUUCACGCGACAAUACAGCUCCUUUAAAUUGUGUUUU
Molecule: messenger RNA, 3096 nt
Organism: Dunckerocampus dactyliophorus (ringed pipefish)
Lineage: Eukaryota; Metazoa; Chordata; Actinopteri; Syngnathiformes; Syngnathidae
Gene: cav4a
Product: caveolin 4a
Exons: 3
Coding region: 2087-2650 (187 amino acids)
Biological process (GO): caveola assembly
Cellular component (GO): caveola
Molecular function (GO): molecular adaptor activity
Source: RefSeq, a predicted model, not a curated record